AUGCAAUUGAGCUUGAUAUAUCUCGCAAUAGUUGCCCAUCUGGGAGCAGGCAAUCAAUGGCCUGCUGAAAUAGAAAAGUGUCGCUACCAUGACGAUGAAUGUCUCCUGCGCAGCAGCAACUCGGUAAUUCGACGAUAUGGAAAAACUGGAUUAGCUCAGAUAAAUUUGGAACCAUUGGACGCUAUAAAAGUGCCCCCCUACGCACUUCAGCGGGGGAACCGUGAUCAACCCUUCUGGCACGACUGGGAAGUGAGUGACCAAUGGGUCUACGGUUUCGAAAACAUUACUUUUACCACAGCCAAAGGAUUCGACCGAGAUCCGAGGCACUCACAGGUGGAGGUACACGGUCAAAUACCCAGCGUGACGUCUACGGCCCAAUAUCAAUUCUAUUCCCAAUUCCUCACAUUGAAAGUGAAUUCGAAAGGUCGAGGCAAAACGGACUUCCAAAACUUUCGGUUCGUUGUUAAAUUCUCGCUCACCACUGACGACAAAGGAUAUGCUAGAGUCUACAAACUUAGUCUUCAUUUGGGUUUGGACCGCUGGAUUCAGCAGAUCGAUGAUCUGUUUGUGGGUAACACAGAUCUUUCCGUUAUUGUAAACGAAUGGAUCAACAAAAACUGGAAUGAGUAUUGGGUGGAUAUCGAACCGGAUGUGACGGAAAUCGUGCGUAUGGUGAAAACUGCACCUGGAACUCAGAAGCUUUUCAGCUUAACUCUGUUGAUCGACACUGUGAAGAAUAUUGAAAAUAAUCUUAGGUACAAGUUAUAA
Messenger RNA from Drosophila takahashii, 768 nucleotides. Its product is annotated as protein takeout. Lineage: Eukaryota; Metazoa; Arthropoda; Insecta; Diptera; Drosophilidae. The record is from RefSeq and is a predicted model, not a curated record.